CCCUCGCAGCCCUGGCUUUGUCUGGAAGGACAUCUGGUCUAAUUAGCAUAUUAUGCUUUGAUAAUUAUAGAUGAUUAUAGAUGUUUGGCGCCAAAAAGGAAAACAAAGUUAGGAGGGAGGAUUUUGCAUUUAACUAUUUCAAAUUAUUGUAUAGUUCUAUUAAAUAAUAACAGUAUAUCAAAUAGUGAUGCUUUUUACAUUUUACCCCGUGAGGAAUUUUACUGUGUUUAUCUUGAGCUGCUAUUACGAUAAUUGUCCUGCCUGAGGAUCAGGUUUUACCCAUUUAAGGGAUUUUAUAUAGAGUUUUGCUCACAUAUAUGAUACACAGGAUAAUAAUUCAGUAAAAACGGAAAAUAUACAGCUAAAAUUCUCUGAGGUCUAAAAACCACUAAUAAUUGUUGGUGUAAUAUAAUCUUAAAAAGAGGAGGACAUGGAACUUUUUAAUGACCAAAUUGUCAAGCAAUGUCUGUGUUUUGGUGUACCUCAUCUUAAACAACCAUAUGCCCCCAAAUUACACUGAGUAAUGACUUUAGGGGUUUUAUCGACCUUUUACUCUGGACUAGUUGCCACUUUCCCGCGUCAGCUCCUCCCCCAGCCUAGAAGGCCUGAAUUUCAGAUUCCUACUUUCUUCCUCUUUGCCAGAGAACAGUCUAAACAGUGUCACAUACUUUUCGAUGGUAUUGAUCUUGAUUUUUCUAGACACGCGCACCCCCACAUCUAAGUGCUGGCUGGUUUGCAAAAGUCACCUCCUCUAUCCUUCCUGCAUUUCCAGGAUUGGUUCCACGGGACUAAACAAACUCUUAAUCUUCACUGGACAGCCAGCUGGCUACACCAAAGGUGAUCCUUACACAAAACAACAAGAGGAUGGUAUCACUGAAUGACUGCUUUGAGCAUAUUAAUUUCCAGAUAAAACUCAGUGAGGGUGGAGCUGAAGAAAUGGAGAAGCCAUAACACACUGGCUAUUGUUAAUGGGCAUAACAAAAAUUCUGAGUGGAAUGGAGCUCAAGUAGGUCCUCUGAGUAGAGGACAGAAACGUUAGUAUUUAUUACUACUGUUGUAGUGCGUUAGAUUUUAUUUGUUAUUUGUUUGUUUUAACAGUAUUUACUCUGCACUAGUUUGGAUAUGAAUCAAAGCAGCGAUGGAUGUGUGAAAAAGAUUAGCAGUGUGAAUCUUGACAAACUUAUAAAUGACUUCUCACAGAUAGAAAAGAAAAUGGUAGAAACUUCUGGAAGGAACAACGUCCUGAAUAUGCAGUUGGAAAAAGCUAACUGUUUAUUAAAAGGAAUGCACACAAAUGAGGCCUCACUUAAAGGAGAAUGUGCUACUCUUCAUAAUAUGGUAAAAGGGCUACAACAGACCAUUGAAUAUCAACAUAAUUUGAAAGGUAAAAAUGAACAACUGAAAAGAAAUGCUGAUCUUAUGAAAGAAAAGUUAAACUCUCAUGAACAGGAAUAUAAGAAUAGCAUUGCCAAACUUAUAAGUGAAAUGAAAAUCAAAGAGGAAGGACAUAAGACAGAAUUAAGGAAACUUUACCAGGAGAUGCAGAAAAAGGUCGAAUUAAAUGAAGAAAAGAAUAAAGAACUGGUAGAGAAAAUGGAGAUGGAAAUUUCAGAGUUAAAUGCAAAGUUAAAAAUUCAAGAGAAGGAAAAACAAACUGAAAUAAUCAAACUACAGCUAGAGUUUGAUGCCAAACUAGCAAGAGUUCAAACUAAACCAAAAUCAUAUCCAGAUUCUACUGUUUUGCCGCAAAGUAUCUACAGAAGGAAGCUUCAACAUCUUCAAGAAGAAAAAAACAAGGAGAUUGCAACUCUUCGUAACACCAUUCGAGAACUGGAGCAGCGCCUCUCUGUUGGCAAGGAUCCUCACCUUAAACGUAGACGGUUUUAAGGACAGCAGUAAAUUCAUUUGUUGCUAUUUAACUCCUUUAAAAGCAGUUGAAAACUUUACUUCUGUUGCUAAUAUAAUAAACUGCCUAAAUAAUAACAAUGUAAGAGACAGCUUUAGACAUUUUAAAUUGAGUUUAUUGAAAUAAAUCCACACUUUGGCCAACUA
This is a messenger RNA of Myotis davidii, 2052 nucleotides long. RefSeq names its product coiled-coil domain containing 152 (gene CCDC152). The record is from RefSeq and is a predicted model, not a curated record. Lineage: Eukaryota; Metazoa; Chordata; Mammalia; Chiroptera; Vespertilionidae. The transcript has 9 exons. Bases 1123 to 1887 code for a protein of 254 amino acids.